CAGGCCACUCCGGCCUCUGGCCGCGGGGCUGAGGCGUCCGGCCCGUUGCCCGUCCGCCCCCGCGGGGCCGCGCCUGGGCUCGGCGGCGCUCCGCGCCCCCGCGUUGUGCGGCCGCUCGCACUUUGCAGGCGCGGCGGGACUGGGAAUCCCGGGCGCCUGAGGCGGCCUCGCCUCCUCCUCCUGCGGAGCUGGGCUCAUGAUGGCGGCAGCCGCCGUGGCGGAGGUGAGCAGCGCCGGGAGUAGCAGCAGCGAUACCUCCAGUACCGGCGAGGAGGAGAGGAUGAGGCGCCUCUUCCAGACUUGCGACGGCGAUGGGGAUGGCUUCAUCAGCAGGAAUGACUUGCUGAUGGUGUGCCGCCAACUGAAUAUGGAGGAGUCUGUCGCGGAGAUCAUGCACCAGCUGGGAGCAGAUGAAAAUGGAAAAAUUUCCUUCCAGGAUUUUAGUCAGUGCCGCAUGGAACUGGUACAAGAAAUCAGGAAGGAGGAAGUGGAGCUUUCUGUGAUAUCGGAUGACUCUUGUAAAAAGAAAAAGUUAAGAGAUAGGAUAACUUCCUGGCCAACUAGCAGCAAUAACAGUUUAGAUUCAAGAGACCAAAGGACACAGCUUAUGGUCAAAGAUGCCAAAAUGAAAGGUGCCUUAUCAGGAGCCAGAGAAAGCUGGGAGUAUGAUUCAGGAGCAAGAGACCUUCAGAGCCCAGACCUCCAGAGUCAUUUUGUACUACAAAAUGUACUGGAGAAUGGUGGAAGCAAUGCGAGUCAACAGGCUGCUCUGCAGAGACUUCUAGCUCAGACCUCAAAUUUUAGCAGAUCUGUUGGAGGAAGCUACUUAGAACUAGCCAACACUCUUCAUUUAGCAGCCCUGGCUUCAUUAAAGGGAGACAUAGUAGAACUUAAUAAACGUCUACAACAGACAGAAAGGGAGCGUGACCUGUUGGAAAAGAAAUUGGCAAAAGCACAGUGUGAACAAUCCCACCUAAUGAGAGAGCACGAAGACGUGCAGGAGCGAACAACACUACGCUACGAGGAACGAAUCACAGAGCUGCACAGCAUCAUUGCUGAAUUAAAUAAAAAAAUUGAUCGACUACAGGGAACAACAAUAAGGGAGGAAGAUGAGUAUUCAGAGCUGCGGUCAGAGCUCAGCCAAAGCCAGCAUGAGGUUAAUGAAGACUCACGCAGCAUGGACCAGAAUUCUGUUUCAGUACCGGAGAAUCAGUCCACCGUGGUCACUGCAGAUAUGGAUAACUGUAGUGACUUGAAUUCAGAACUGCAAAGAGUGCUGACAGGUCUGGAAAGUGUUGUCUGCGGGAGGAAGAAGAGCAGCUGCAAUUUAUCGGUAGCAGAAGUGGAUAGACACAUUGAACAGCUCACUACCGCCAGCGAACACUGUGAUUUAGCCAUUAAGACUGUAGAAGAGAUUGAGGGUGUACUGGGACGUGACCUUUACCCAAACCUAUCUGAAGAGAGAUCUCGAUGGGAGAAGGAGCUGGCUGGCUUGCGGGAAGAGAAUGAGAGCCUCACAGCCAUGCUGUGUAGCAAAGAGGAGGAGCUGAACAGGACCAAGGCCACCAUGAACGCUAUUCGCGAAGAAAGAGACAGGUUGCGUCGAAGGGUUCGGGAACUGCAGACACGUUUGCAAAGCGUGCAGGCAACAGGCCCGUCCAGCCCAAGUCGUCUCACUUCUGCAAAUCGGCCCGUUAACCCCAGCACAGGAGAGCUGAGCACGAGCAGCAGCAGCAAUGAUGUUCCCAUAGCCAAGAUUGCUGAAAGAGUGAAGUUGUCAAAGACAAGAUCAGAGUCUUCAUCAUCUGAUAGACCUGUCUUAGGAUCAGAAAUCAGCAGCAUAGGGGUGUCUAGCACUGUGGCUGAACAUUUGGCACAUUCCCUCCAAGACUGCUCAAACAUCCAGGAAAUUUUCCAGACUCUUUAUUCACAUGGAUCUGCUAUCUCUGAGAGUAAAAUCCGAGAGUUUGAAGUGGAGACAGAGAGAUUAAAUAGCCGUAUUGAGCACUUGAAAUCCCAGAAUGACUUGUUGACGAUAACACUGGAAGAGUGCAAGAGCAACGCUGAGAGGAUGAGCAUGCUUGUUGGGAAGUAUGAGUCCAAUGCCACUGCCCUCAGGCUCGCACUGCAGUACAGUGAACAGUGCAUAGAAGCAUAUGAGCUGCUAUUGGCAUUGGCAGAAAGUGAGCAAAGUCUCAUUCUUGGGCAGUUUAGAGCUGCAGGUGUUGGUUCUGUUGGGGACCAGACAGGUGAUGAAAACAUCACCCAGAUGCUUAAGAGAGCUCAUGACUGCAGGAAGACGGCUGAAAAUGCAGCAAAAGCCUUGCUGAUGAAACUAGAUGGGAGCUGUGGGGGAGCCUAUGCAGUCACUGGCUGCAGCGUGCAGCCCUGGGAAAGCCUGUCAUCCAACAGCCACACGAGUACUACCAGCUCAACUGCAAGCAGUUGUGAUACAGAAUUUACAAAGGAGGAUGAGCAGCGGCUGAAGGAUUACAUCCAGCAGUUGAAAAAUGACAGGGCAGCAGUGAAACUGACAAUGCUGGAACUGGAAAGCAUCCAUAUUGAUCCCCUUAGCUAUGAUGUUAAACCUCGUGGAGACAGCCAGAGGCUAGACCUGGAAAAUGCGGUCUUGAUGCAGGAACUUAUGGCAAUGAAGGAGGAGAUGGCAGAGCUUAAGGCACAGCUUUACCUGCUAGAGAAGGAGAAGGCGGCAUUGGAAUUGAAACUGAGCACUCGAGAGGCCCAGGAGCAGGCCUACCUCAUCCAUAUUGAGCACUUGAAGUCUGAAGUGGAAGAGCAAAAAGAGCAGAGAAUGAGGUCUCUGAGCUCAACCAGCAGCGGAAGCAAAGACAAAUUGGGCAAGGAAUGCAGUGAUGGCACCGCAACACCGUUAACACUAGCUGAGCUGAGACCGUACAACGAGAGUGAACUGACUGCUGAACUGACAAGUGCACUCAGGCGGGAGAAGAAACUGAAAGCUAGAGUGCAAGAAUUAGUGAGUGCUUUGGAGAGACUCACAAAGAGCAGUGAAAUCAGACAUCAGCAAUCUGCAGAAUUUGUUAAUGACCUCAAAAGGGCAAACAGCAACUUGGUAGCAGCUUAUGAAAAAGCGAAGAAAAAACAUCAAAAUAAGCUGAAGAAGUUGGAAUCACAAAUGAUGGCCAUGGUGGAGAGACAUGAAACGCAAGUAAGGAUGCUCAAGCAAAGAAUAGCUUUACUAGAAGAAGAGAACUCUAGACCACACACCAAUGAAACUUCACUUUAAAUGCGUCUCUUUCAAAGAUGCUUAGUGCCAUUACGAAUUCAGUUCUUUUAGAGGCUGACUUCUAGGUAGCUUCAAGUGCUGAAAGCUCUGACUGUCAACGCUGACACAAACAUCUUCUCUGGGAUCCCAGAGAGGUACCAUGGGGAUAAUAUAAGCGUUAACCAAGGACUGUUUCAUAAUGUAAAAUGGCAGUGCCUGAAUUAUCAUGCUUAUAAGUAUGUACAUUGUCUAUGUCAUUGUGUCUAUAUUCAUACAAGUUUUCUUCCAUUUUAUGUAUGUCCUGUGGGUGACAGUGUCACAUAGCAAAAUAAUUCAUGUUAAGAGGUUUUAGUUUGGGUAGUUCGGAGAGACGACUUGAGAGUUUUACCAAUCCUGAGCUGCCUCUGCACACAACUCUGCAUUGUGCCCUCAAGACUUGCUGCUGUGGUUAAAUCAACUAACUAGGCAGCUGCAGAGUGGGGAUAUGAUAGACUGGCUUGCUCUUUGCACUGUACUUGCAGUACGCUCACUCACAGUGCAGAUCAGGUAGGAAAACAAACCCAAGAAAUUGUAGCUGCAUCUCUGAAACCUUGUGAUUCCAAUUCCUAACAUUCUGUGAUUCUGUAAUGGUGUAUUUCCUACAAUUUGUGAGAGGAUUAAAGGCUCUGAGUUUCACCAUGCCAGGUAGAUAGUCUGUCAAGGUUGAGUAAGAAAUCACAGGAAACCUCCUGGUUUGCAAUUAUUUUGUGAAACAAACAGUUGGGUUUUUUUGUUAAUACAUUAUAGCCAAGGUUGUCUUUAAGAAGCUGGGCCAUUUUUGUCAUGUGUAUAGUGCUUAUUACAGCUUUUUGAGAUCAAGAGGUAGAAUAUCUUUUCUUAGAUGUGUUUUGACCAAAAAAGGUACUUAUUAGGAAUGUACCUGUUUAAUAUUGAAUACACAAAACUAGAAAUGUGUAGGUGUUUGGGUAUACAGCCACAAACAGAAUGUGAAUGCUGAUGUCUUCAUACAGCUUCUAAGGUUAAUUUUUGCUACUGAAAACAUUCUCUUGUUUAAGUAAGUCACGUCAUGUCACUAUAUUACCAGUGACUAAAUUGAAAAUGCUGGCCUAUUAUGGUGAUGAACAUUAAGUAAAGCAUGGCAAUCAGGUUGAUUUCUCUAGGGAGCAAAAUACCAGAGUCUGCUGUAGCACCCAUUUCAUUUAGAAUUUUCGUCUUUUCUGACCAAGUAUGUAACACACUUUCCAUGUUAAACAAUGCCAAACUAGAGUUCAUUAACUUUGUUAGCCUGUUACUAUGCUAUGCCUCUGCUUUAUAUUUUUUCGGGCUCUGUUUUCUCCACUGAAUCUGAUUUCAGUUGUCAUCUAUCCUUUUUGCUUUACAUGUUGAGUUGCACCUCAAGUUUUAUUAGUGUAUUUAUAAUUAUGAUAACUUCUUUCAUUUAUUCUUCCAAUUUCUAGUACUAAGGGAAUAUUUUUAGAGGACUCAAACUGGUUUUGUCUGCUCUUCAGUUAGGCCAAACAGCCAAAAUAGUUGUGGGAAUCUGUACUCAGAAUGUGGCAGUACUGUUAAGUCUUGGUUACAUCUGAAACUGUAGCAGUUGCUGUUCAUGGUAUCUCUUAUUACUUUAGUGGCUGUUUUCUUCUUUCCUUAGGGUAGUAAUUCAUACUUCUCUUGAGACUGAUACAUCAGCUACAAAGCCAACAUCAUACUGACUGCAAUAGUGAGUUAAAACAACGCUAAUAUCAAAAUUAAGUUGUAGGUAGUGAUGCCCUGGGAUUUGGUUUGGUUAGUCCUCUUUCUCAAUUUGUAAUUUGUAAUCCAAACGGAAUUUUUCACAACCCAGGCUGUAGGAGGGAACAGGCACAUUGAUUUCUUACUGUCAUCAUGGUUUUGCUAAGUAUCAAAUGAUUAUGUUUCCCUUUUUGUCCAACAAGUUUCUCACCAACAACAGGAAUGUGGGGUUUUGCCAUAUGGUUCAGUGGUAGAUGAUCACACUUGUUUGUGAAGAAACACAAAGAAAAUGAUCCUCUGUGUACUGUGGCAAAAAAUGCAGUUACAGUUUUGGCUUCUUGCAUCUGAAACACCCAUGUAACUUGGGGUCAUCUCAAGCUGUCAAUGUGAAAUAGCUCUCAAAGUGUCUGGAAACCGCUGCUACACUGGAUUUUCUCUUAGGAUCAAUUUUUUUUUUUAAUUUCUUGGUAGCUAGAGAAACAGUUAAACAUAACACAAUGAAGCUUAAUGCAUUUGAAUUUAAACCUGUCUUUAAAAGAAGUAUACACAUUAAGAAAUCAUAAAAUGCACCUGGGUUUAAAAGCAUAAAAAGCUGCAGUGUCCCUCAGUGCCUUUUUCAGGCUUAAUGAUUUGCUGAUUCCACAUAAACUGAAAUGUUGUUUUACUGCAUAGCUUCCCUGCCAACUGUGCUGUAGAAGUGUUUUAGACUAAAUUAUAAAUCAUCAGUAAAUGUAAGCCACACCCCCUUUCUUCCCUGAGGACUUAUAGAUGGAAAAGGUAUUCAUACAGACUCAGCAGUAGCUGCAUUUGCCAGACCACCACUCAUUUUGCCUAAGUAAGCAACUCCUGCUUCAUUUGAUGGCAUACUGGAAAAGGGCAGUAGGGAAGUGGUGAAAGGUUUACUGCUAUUAUGAACUUGUUUGAUAUUAACAACUAGCUGCAGUUCCCAUGUACCCAUUAAAAAUGGCACCAACCCCGUGAAUAAAUGCCAAAAAAAAAACCCAACUCCUUUUAUGCAAUUGUUUGAAAUACCAGCACACUAGCCUAUAGGUGAGCAACCUAGCUCACUAACACUGGUUGUAGAAAUAAUUUGCAAACCAAGAAAAACAGUUGUUCACUCAUUAAUUACUCUUAGGGUGUUGGGUUUUGUUGUUUGUUUUUUUUUUUUAAUUUCCUAGGUCACCAGAGUGCAUGAAGCUUUCGAUUUCACAGUGUGUUCAGAAAAAAGUACGCUUUGUUUUCUAAUUAAAUGUAUCAAUCUUCACCAGCUUGAAUGUACUGUUAGCUAUUGCAAAGCACAUGUGACUAAAUUUGCAUUGUCAGUAUUGUUCUACUGGUUUUAUUAGGAUUUUCUCUUCCUUUAAUACUGUACAAUACAUUGUAAUUUUAGAAGCUUUUCACCUUACAGAAUUAGCUUUAAAUGUGCUGCUGCUUUUUAGUUUUCCUAGCUGCUGUAAAAUAGCUCUUUUGUGUUUAUUUGAUAUAGAAUUUUAAAAACUGCAUUUAUUUAUACAGAGACAUUUAUAAUACUUAUUUUACAAAUGUUCUUAUAUUCUGAAUAAAUUUCUAAUGCUGUUUCUUUGC
Columba livia (rock pigeon) is the source of this 6559-nucleotide messenger RNA. It is a transcript of the gene MCC, whose product is annotated as MCC regulator of WNT signaling pathway. Gene Ontology annotation, cellular component: cytoplasm. The transcript is spliced from 20 exons. Gene Ontology annotation, molecular function: calcium ion binding. Gene Ontology annotation, biological process: negative regulation of canonical Wnt signaling pathway. The coding region runs from base 197 to 3265 and encodes 1022 amino acids. The record is from RefSeq and is a predicted model, not a curated record. NCBI's taxonomy places the organism in Eukaryota, Metazoa, Chordata, Aves, Columbiformes, Columbidae.